Molecule: messenger RNA, 3736 nt
Organism: Otolemur garnettii (small-eared galago)
Lineage: Eukaryota; Metazoa; Chordata; Mammalia; Primates; Galagidae
Gene: KCNT1
Product: potassium sodium-activated channel subfamily T member 1
Exons: 31
Coding region: 144-3695 (1183 amino acids)
Biological process (GO): potassium ion transport
Cellular component (GO): membrane
Molecular function (GO): intracellular sodium-activated potassium channel activity
Source: RefSeq, a predicted model, not a curated record
UCUGCCUGGGGGUGCACAGCAGGGGCUGCACCAGCGGGACCUAUGAGUUCCACGAUGGCCCAUGGGCCCCCAGGCGGCCCUGCGCUGGGGACGGCAGCCGCGGCCACGUGGAUGGCGAGCGCCCAGACACCACCCGCUUCAAGAUGAACGACCUGGACUCGGAGGUGCUGCCCUUGCCGCCGCGAUACCGCUUACGUGACCUGCUGCUGGGCGACCAGUCCUUCCAGAAUGACGACAGGGUCCAGGUAGAGUUCUACGUCAACGAGAACACCUUCAAGGAGCGGCUCAAGCUGUUCUUCAUCAAAAACCAAAGAUCCAGCCUGCGGAUCCGGCUGUUCAACUUCUCCCUGAAGCUCCUCACGUGUCUGCUGUACAUUGUCCGUGUUCUGCUCGAUGACCCAGCCCUGGGGAUUGGAUGCUGGGGCUGCCCUAAGCAGAAUUACACCUUCAAUGAUUCAUCUUCUGAGAUCAAUUGGGCUCCCAUCCUGUGGGUGGAGAGGAAGAUGGCUUUGUGGGUGAUACAGGUUAUCGUGGCCAUAAUCAGCUUCCUGGAGACCAUGCUCCUCAUUUACCUGAGCUACAAGGGCAACAUCUGGGAGCAGGUCUUCCGAGUCUCCUUCAUCCUGGAGAUGAUCAACACGCUGCCCUUCAUCAUCACGAUAUUCUGGAGGCCACUGCGGAACCUAUUCAUCCCCGUGUUUCUGAACUGCUGGCUGGCCAAGCACGCGCUGGAGAACAUGAUCAAUGACUUCCACCGUGCCAUCCUGCGGACGCAGUCGGCCAUGUUUAACCAGGUCCUCAUCCUCUUCUGCACUCUGCUCUGCCUCGUCUUCACAGGGACCUGUGGCAUCCAGCACCUGGAGAGGGCGGGUGGGAACCUGUCCCUGCUGACCUCCUUCUACUUCUGCAUCGUCACCUUCUCCACUGUGGGCUACGGCGACGUGACGCCCAAGAUCUGGCCAUCCCAGCUGCUGGUGGUCAUCAUGAUCUGUGUGGCCCUCGUGGUGCUGCCACUGCAGUUUGAGGAGCUCGUCUACCUCUGGAUGGAGAGGCAGAAGUCAGGGGGCAACUACAGCCGGCACCGGGCCCAGACAGAAAAGCACGUGGUGCUGUGCGUCAGCUCCCUCAAGAUCGACCUUCUCAUGGACUUCCUGAACGAGUUCUAUGCACACCCCCGACUCCAGGACUACUACGUGGUCAUCCUGUGUCCCACCGAGAUGGACAUCCAAGUACGCAGAGUCCUACAGAUCCCCCUGUGGUCCCAGCGGGUCAUCUACCUCCAGGGCUCGGCGCUCAAGGACCAGGACCUCAUGCGGGCCAAGAUGGACAAUGGGGAGGCCUGCUUCAUCCUGAGCAGCAGGAACGAGGUGGACCGCACCGCGGCGGACCACCAGACCAUUCUGCGGGCUUGGGCUGUGAAGGACUUUGCCCCCAACUGCCCUCUCUAUGUCCAGAUCCUUAAGCCUGAGAACAAGUUUCACGUCAAGUUUGCUGACCACGUGGUGUGUGAGGAGGAAUGCAAGUACGCGCUGCUGGCCCUCAACUGCAUCUGCCCGGCCACCUCCACGCUCAUCACCCUGCUGGUGCACACCUCCCGCGGCCAGGAAGGCCAGGAGUCGCCUGAGCAGUGGCAGCGCAUGUAUGGGCGCUGCUCGGGCAACGAAGUGUACCACAUCCGCAUGGGCGACAGCAAGUUCUUCCGCGAGUACGAGGGCAAGAGCUUCACCUACGCGGCCUUCCACGCGCACAAGAAGUACGGCGUGUGCCUCAUUGGGCUGAAGCGCGAGGACGACAAGAGCAUCCUGCUGAACCCCGGGCCACGGCACAUCCUGGCUGCCACAGACACCUGCUUCUACAUCAACAUCACCAAGGAGGAGAACUCGGCCUUCAUCUUCAAGCAGGAGGAGAAGCAGCAGCAGAGGGCCUCCCCCGGACAGGGGCUGUACCAGGGGCCCUCGCGCCUGCCAGUGCAAAGCAUCAUUGCCUCCAUGGGAACAGUGGCCAUGGACCUCCCAAGUGCUGAGUGCCGGCCCUCGCAGAGUGGCGGGGGUGGUGGGGGCAGUAAGUUGGCACUGCCCACAGAGAACGGCUCAGGUAGCCGGCGUCCCAGCAUUGCGCCAGUCCUGGAGCUAGCAGACAGCUCAGCCCUGCUGCCCUGCGACCUACUGAGUGACCAGUCGGAGGAUGAGGUGACACCAUCAGAUGAUGAGGGACUUUCCACAGUGGAGUAUGUGAGGGGCUACCCACCCAACUCACCCUACAUUGGCAGCUCCCCCACCCUGUGCCACUUGCUGCCCGUGAAGGCCCCCUUCUGCUGCCUGCGGCUGGACAAGGGCUGCAAGCACAACAGCUAUGAGGACGCCAAGGCCUAUGGGUUCAAGAACAAGCUGAUCAUCGUCUCAGCAGAGACGGCGGGCAAUGGGCUGUACAACUUCAUAGUGCCGCUGCGGGCCUACUACCGAUCACGCAAGGAGCUCAACCCCAUCGUGCUGCUGCUGGACAACAAGCCUGACCACCACUUCCUGGAGGCCAUCUGCUUCUUCCCCAUGGUCUACUACAUGGAGGGCUCUGUGGACAACCUGGACAGCCUGCUACAGUGUGGGGUCAUCUAUGCUGACAACCUGGUGGUGGUAGACAAGGAGAGCACCAUGAGUGCCGAGGAGGACUACAUGGCCGAUGCCAAGACCAUCGUUAACGUGCAGACCAUGUUCCGCCUGUUCCCCAGCCUGAGCAUCACCACGGAGCUCACCCACCCUUCCAACAUGAGGUUCAUGCAGUUUCGUGCCAAGGACAGCUACUCCUUGGCUCUUUCCAAACUGGAGAAGAGGGAGCGAGAGAACGGCUCCAACCUCGCCUUCAUGUUUCGCCUGCCAUUUGCUGCUGGCCGUGUCUUCAGCAUCAGCAUGCUGGACACGCUGCUCUACCAGUCCUUUGUGAAGGACUACAUGAUCAGCAUCACCAGGCUGCUGCUGGGCCUGGACACCACCCCAGGCUCUGGCCACCUCUGUGCUAUGAAGGUCACGGAGGAGGACCUAUGGAUCCGCACCUAUGGCCGCCUCUUCCAGAAGCUCUGCUCCUCCAGUGCGGAAAUCCCCAUCGGCAUCUACAGGACGGAGAGCCAUGUCUUCUCCACCUCAGAGCCACAGGACCCCAGAGCCCAGUCUCAGAUCUCGGUGAACGUGGAGGACUUCGAGGACACACAGGAUGUGAGGGGGCCUUGGAGCGCCCCGACAGGCAGUGGCCGAGGCAGCACCCAUGGCCAGCAGGAGGGCAGCGAGGAUCCCGCAGAGCACCCGCUGCUACGGCGCAAGAGCCUGCAGUGGGCCCGGAGGCUGAGCCGCAGGGGCACCCGGCAUGCAGGGAGGGCGGCCGCCCCAGAGUGGACCGGCCAGCGCCGGCUCAGCCUCUGCCGGCGCUCUGAGCGCCAGGAACUGUCUGAGCUCGUCAAGAACCGCAUGAAACACCUGGGGCUGCCCACUACUGGCUACGACGAGAUGAACGACCACCAGAAUACCCUCUCCUAUGUCCUCAUCAACCCCCCACCUGAUACCAGGCUGGAGCCCAACGACAUUGUGUAUCUCAUCCGCUCCGACCCCCUGGCCCAUGUGGUCAGUGGCUCCCAGAGCUGGAAGGCCAGCUGCAGCUAUAAGCUGUCAUCCUGUGACCCCGAGACUCGUGAUGAGACGCAGCUCUGAGCCGGCCCUGCAGGAAGCUCCCGUCUCAGCCAGGGGGACCU